Trichomycterus rosablanca is the source of this 3367-nucleotide messenger RNA. RefSeq lists its product as uncharacterized. The record is from RefSeq and is a predicted model, not a curated record. The transcript is spliced from 7 exons. NCBI's taxonomy places the organism in Eukaryota, Metazoa, Chordata, Actinopteri, Siluriformes, Trichomycteridae. Bases 38 to 727 code for a protein of 229 amino acids.
GACUGUGUAACGGAAAAGUAAAAAACGGUCUGACUGCAUGGGGACAGUACACAUUUCUCCAUCCAGACAACACAAUACUCGAUUUAAAAGCACAAGAACUGCAGAUAUGGCAGAACAAGCUGAGAUACAUUUUUCACCUGAUGCACUCAUUCCUGCUAGUGAAACUGGAGCUCUAGUGGAAGUCAAAUUUCAGAAGAACCCCUAUCAAGAACAGAAGUAUUUGGAGGCAGAACCCAAAGCUUUAGGGGUUACUCAAAUCAUGCUGAGUCUCUUUUACUUAGGUUCUAAAUGGGUCGUAUGGAAUGUGAAGUGGACCACUGUACCAAACACUGUCAGUGCUUGCCUGUCUUCAGUCAGCUUAAUAGCUGGUAGCGUGGCGUUAGCUGCUCAGACUCUUCACCUUCCCACACUGAAGGCCUGUUUGGGAAUGCAGGUUGUGGCAUGUGCAUUCUCAGUUGUCUGCUUUAUCAUCAGCUCAAAUUUAAUGAACUUCAGUACGUACAGUGAAUGCUGGUACUUCUACCACAACGUCACUACACAAGAAAGCUUAUGUGAGAGAAUGACGUACAUAUAUGAACAUAUCAUUGGUAUAGAGGUGCUAGUGCAAGCGACUCAGGUUGCUCUCUCUGCCACCUUAGCUGCCUUCUGCUGCAAAGUGAUUCAGUGCUGCUCACCCAGGAGUAAUGUGCCCGUGAUAGUGGUGAACGCACCCCCAGCAGCUCAGUGAUCUCAAGGAAUCACACCAAUCUGUUAACAAAAUUUGACUAACUGUUGUGUUGUGACUAACUGAAUGUGUUUAAAUAUAACUAAUGCAUAUUAUACUCACACAAACGUAUAUACUGGGUUUCUAACAAAUAUUAAUGAAGUGUUCCAGCAUUAUUUAACCAAAUAUCAAACCACUAUAUGUGUUGUGUAAGUUUUAGAUUACCUUGGACAAAAAUGUUAAUAUUUACUUGAAACUCACUUAUAAUAGAAGAAUCUGGCAGUUGGGGAAAUCAAGAAAUGUGUGUAUGAACUAUAGAUUUUAUUCAAAGACGAUGUUCUAAACACAUCCUGCUUAGAAUGCCUGAAUGCUGAAUCAAGUAGUUUCUCAAUGUUCUAAUUGAUUUAUUAUUGUUCACCACUGGUUGGUUUCUUUUCCUCCUGUUCAUAGAGACUGGGGUAGCAACAUAGUCAGUUGAUGAAAAAAAAUAUUGUAAGCUUACUGAAUGUGACACUUAGCAAAUCAUGUAAUAAAUCAGUUAUUCGUAAUAAAGCAUAUGCUUCCAACUUUGUGGCAUCAGUUUAGAGAAGGCUGUUUUACUUUUUUCAGCUUGGCUAUGCCACUAUGCACAAAACAAGGUCCAUAAAGACAUAGUUUAACAGUGGUCUGCACAGGGCCUGAACCUUAAUCCCACAGAACAUCUUCAGAAUUAAUUGAAACGUCAGCUGUACAACAAGGCCCCAUUGUCCAACAUCAGUACCAGACUGUUGUGCUGAAUGAGUGCACAUUUCAACAGACACACUUCAUGUUCAUGAAGAUCAUGCCAAAAGAGUGAAGGCUGUUAUAGCUGCAAUGUGACAACUCUAUAAAAAUGCUUGUGGUUUCUUAUUUAAAGACUUUUAUUGUUGUAUAACAAAAUCUCCACUGUAUAUUGUUUUGUUGAGUACAAUUAUCAAUUUAAUUGAGUGACUGCCCUUCAAUUUCUUUUAUAACUGAGUUUUGAGUUUUUACAUUCCUUAGUACAGUGAAACAUCAUUGUUACUUGUAAUAAUAACAUAAAAACAUGAAUUUUUUAUGUUGUACACUUACUGGUCACCAUUAACCCAUUAUAUGUUUAUGAUAAUCAUUUAUACAUAUAUUCAUAUGGUACAUAUAUAGGCUGCUAUAGGUAUAUAUUCAUAUACCUCAUAUUGUUUAAAUGAUUUACUCAUGUAAAAACAUGGACUGUGACAUUUAUGUAUAAACAUUUAUAGACAUUUAAAUGCCGGCUAUAAAAUAUACAGGCAGAAUAAUACAUCAUUCUUAUGAAGCCUAUUUCCAGAAAGGUUGGGACUGUUUCUGUAAAAUGAAAUAAAAACAAGAAUCUGUCAUAUAUUCAUUCUCUUAAAACUUUGGUUAACUACUAAGUACAAGGAAAUGACUUUUUAUAUUUUGUCUGACCAGCCUGAUUGUAUAUUUUGGAAUUUGAUAUCUGCAACACAAAAAAAUUAAGACAGAUGCAAAAUGUAUACUUAAUCAUUCAUGGUUGGGUAUGAAAGGAUCCACCAAAUGGGAUGGGCAGUGGCCUACCACUUUGUGAACUGAAUUGUCAGUCAGUUCUCAGUGCAAGAUUGCAAAUAAUUUAGUCUUGUACCAUCUACCAUCCCAUAAUAUUGUGAAAAGAUUCAGGAAAUCCAGAAAAAUUCUCAGUCUGUUUGCUGAAGACAAGCAGUCCAAGAACAUGGAUUACUGGAAUACCCUGUGGUCUGACGAGACCAAGAUAAACUUGUUUGGCUCAGAUGGUGUCCAGCAUGUGUGGCGGCGCCCUGGUGAGAAGUACCAAGACAACUGUAUUUUGCCUACAGUCAAGCAUGGUGGUGGUAGCAUCAUGGUCUUGGGCUGCAUGCGUGUUGCUGGCACUGGGGAGCUGCAGUUCAUUGAGGGAAACAUGAAUUCCAACAUGUACUGUGACAUUCUGAAACAGAGCAUGAUCCCCUCCCUUCGAAAACUGGGCCUCAUGGCAGUUUUCCAACAGGAUAACGACAACCUCCAAGAUGACAACUGCCUUGCUGAGGAAGCUGAAGGUAAAGGUGAUGGACUAAACCCAAUUGAGCACCUGUGGGGCAUCCUCAAGUGGAAGGUGGAGGAGUUCAAGGUGUCUAACAUCCACCAGCUCCGUGAUGUCAUCAUGGAGGAGUGGAAGAGGAUUCCAGUAGCAACCUGUGCAGCUCUGGUGAAUUCCAUGCCCAGGAGGGUUAAGGCAGUGCUGGAUAAUAAUGGUGGUCACACAAAAUAUUGACACUUUGGGCACAAUUUGGACAUGUUCACUGUGGGGUGUACUCACUUAUGUUGCCAGCUAUUUAGACAUUAAUGGCUGUGUGUUGAGUUAUUUUCAGAAGACAGUAAAUCUACACUGCUAUACAAGUUGUACACUGACUACUCUAAGUUAUAUCCAAGUUUCAUGUCUAUAGUGUUGUCCCAUGAAAAGAUAUAAUGAAAUAUUUGCAGAAAUGUGAGGGGUGUACUCACUUUUGUGAUACACUGUAUGUGUGAGGGUGCGAUUGACUUAUAUUGGGAUUUUAGAGACUAUGCUAUACUUUCUGUAUCAACUAAUUAUAUGUUUUUUUAAUAAACACAAUGUAUUAAAUUUAAUAAAAGUGCAAAAUAAAAUAAUCUUUACUGGUG